Messenger RNA from Bolinopsis microptera, 450 nucleotides. RefSeq lists its product as uncharacterized. The record is from RefSeq and is a predicted model, not a curated record. The annotation marks the transcript as partial. The transcript has a single exon. NCBI's taxonomy places the organism in Eukaryota, Metazoa, Ctenophora, Tentaculata, Lobata, Bolinopsidae.
AUGAAAAAACAUUAUCUACAGCUCAAUGCAGGAAAACCUGAGAUUCUUGUUUUUGGGACACCGCUUGUUCUCCAGCAGCUGUCUAUAGGUGGCGUGUUUGUUAACUCUGAGACGUGUGUCAGGCUGUCACCUGUUGCAAAGAACCUCGGAUUCCGUCUCGACUCUCAACUAAACUUUGGUGAGCAAAUCAAGCAACUUAAAACAUCGUGUUUUCUGAAACUAAGAGACCUUGCUAAGAUGAAAACAUUCCUCACAACCAAACAGAUGGGAACACUGACUCAAGCAAUUGUAAUCUCAUCGCUUGACUACUGCAAUGCGCUUUACUAUGGUUGUAGUCAAGCCUCAAUUACGCAGCUGCAGAACAUUCAGAACCGAGCAUGCCGUCUGGUUUUUGGAUUAAAGAAGAGAGACUCAGUCGAGGAGAAGCUCAAAUCCCUUCAUUGGCUCAAG